AUGGAGGACAUGCCAUCACAGCAGCAACUUCAACAGCAGCUAAUUCUAAGAGCACGCCAACAUCAAAUGCAAAUGAUGGCUACUAAGCAACGACCAAGCUCCGGCAGCCACAGCGACACUCCUUUACGACAGCAAAUGCAGCCUCGAUCAGGAACAAUGGGGUCUAAAUAUGAUGACCUGCCUAGGCUGGAACCCGCUGAUUUUAUCUUCAUUGGUGAGCAUCCUCAGUCGGUUGGUCUAGUUCCUGCCUUCUUUGGGCCCUUUGAAUCCGCCUGCCAGCACGGCCCCAUAUCCAUAAUUCAAUCCAUUGUCUCAUCCAAAAAUUUCACACCCGCUUUUCUUCAUCAUGGUCUUACACGUGCCCUACGCUCUGGCAAUACUGAGAUUUCUCGUUAUCUCCUCGAGAGUGGCGCACCAAUUGUUCGCGAAACUCCAAGCAAUAUCUUAUUUGGACCUUUGGAACAACAAAUCGCACUCUUUGAGCUCUUGACCCAGCAUGGAUGGACUCCCAACACCCCAGGCUAUUACGGAAGUGUCCUGCUCCCUCGGACUGUCAAGAGUCUCCCUGUUCUUCGUUGGUUUCUCGACCAUGGAGCCAAUCCCAACCUUGGUGCGCAGCAAACUAGCCAUGACAGGCGUGGUGGGCCAGAUAUUUCCUCGUGUGCUGCACUCGAGGCAGCUGCAGCUCGUGGAAAGGUUGAGGCUGUGCGUAUGAUUUUAGAUGCGGGCGCUAAGAUCCAAAAUGGCGUACCACUACAUUAUGCCGCUGGUGCUUGUCCUCCCGGUGCAAACCCACAUACUGGUCGCGUGGCCCCGAGUCGGGAAUUCGAUGCCAGCAGGAUUCCAAUAAUGGCACUACUAGUUGAUCGUGGAGCUGAUGUUAAUCAGAGAGAAGAGUCGAGACACAUGGUUGCACAGUACGCGAUUGUGUAUGCAGUGAAGGCAGGAGCAGUUGAGCGGGUGACAUGGUUGUUAGAGCAUGGAGCAGAUCCAUAUAUAAGAGGGAGCUUUGGUAGCGCAGCUGAGUAUGCGCGUGCCUCGGGAAAUCAAGAGAUCACAAAGGUCAUUGCCGAAUUUACCAAGGAAAAUGUUUGA
Molecule: messenger RNA, 1095 nt
Organism: Penicillium vulpinum
Lineage: Eukaryota; Fungi; Ascomycota; Eurotiomycetes; Eurotiales; Aspergillaceae
Product: ankyrin repeat domain-containing protein
Exons: 1
Coding region: 1-1095 (364 amino acids)
Molecular function (GO): protein binding
Source: RefSeq, a predicted model, not a curated record